Penicillium chermesinum is the source of this 207-nucleotide messenger RNA. RefSeq lists its product as uncharacterized. Bases 1 to 207 code for a protein of 68 amino acids. The record is from RefSeq and is a predicted model, not a curated record. The transcript has a single exon. Lineage: Eukaryota; Fungi; Ascomycota; Eurotiomycetes; Eurotiales; Aspergillaceae.
AUGUUUCGAUUGAUGGCGCCACACAAGAGGACCGUCUUUACCGAGGUGGAUGCGUUCGAAGGAGGCAGCUUUGAUCAAACGAACGUGGGCAACCGGACAGCCCGGUCACCUCGCUUCGGAACUCCGAAGCCCCAUGCCCAUCUGGACGACAUUAAAAGGGAGGCUCAAAGGGAAGCUAAAAGGGAAGCCGAGGCCAAAAAGCAUUGA